AUGGCUAAAGACACUGUUUUAAUCGUCGAGGACGAUGCGGCGCUGAACGAGAUGUUGCGAUUUGUACUGGAUCGCAAUGGAUUUCGCGCAAUGCAAUCAGAAAGCGCCCAGACCGCGGAUCACUGCAUCGCGCGUCAAAUUCCUGAUCUGGUUCUGCUCGACUGGAUGCUGCCCGGCGUGAGCGGCAUCGACUACGCGCGCAAACUGAAAUCACACCCGUUGACGGCUGAUAUUCCCAUCAUUAUGGUGACUGCAAAGGGUGAAGAGGAAGAUAAGGUGCGCGGCCUCGACCACGGCGCAGACGACUAUGUCACCAAACCGUUCUCCAACAACGAGCUGAUGGCGCGAGUGCGGGCUGCUAUCCGCCGGGUCAAGCCGCAGAAGUCUGGAGAGGCCAUGACCUUCCUGAACAUUCAUAUUGACCCGGAGAGCCACACCCUGCGGAUAGACAGUAAAGUUGUCGAUACCGGCACUAAGGAAUUCCAGCUUCUUUAUCUGUUUUUACGCAAGCCGGACAGGGUCUACAACCGUACCCAGCUACUGGAUCAGGUCUGGGGCAAAGACAGCUAUGUAGACGAGCGCACGGUCGAUGUCUACAUCCGUCGUCUGCGCACGGUUCUGGAACAAAACGGCCAUAGCAAUUUGAUAAAAACGGUUCGCGGAGUGGGAUACAGGCUGGCGGCGGCCUGA
Molecule: messenger RNA, 690 nt
Organism: Nerophis lumbriciformis (worm pipefish)
Lineage: Eukaryota; Metazoa; Chordata; Actinopteri; Syngnathiformes; Syngnathidae
Source: RefSeq, a predicted model, not a curated record